AACGAAUCAUCCACGAUUCGAACCUCACUAGCCUGUGCAUAUGACAGCUCAGACUCAGAGAGAGGAGAGAAGGAGGACCACGACCCAAAGGGGUAGUCGUCAGUCUCUCACCUUGUUUUUUUUAGCUAAUCACAUCCAUAGAGACUAAGAGGAAAAGCGGUGUUUCUUUUUAAUAAAAGCGGUGUCUGUCUGUCGGAGGAUUCUUCCCGGGUUACUUAAUGGAAGCGGCGGCUGACGCGGCGGCCAGCCUGUCUGAGGCCGGGGAUGGGAGUCUGUUAUCCGGGGAAGCAGCUUCCGAGGACGCGGCCACGGAGGAUGACAUGGACUCGGAUUCUACAUCGAAAAAGGCUUUCAUAACAGAGAUGCCUUCAUCUUCAGGCCAGCCGGCCCAUGGGAAGAAGAUUGGACACAGAGGUGUGGAUGCUUCUGGAGAAACCACAUAUAAGAAGACCACAUCUUCAGCACUCAAGGGGGCCAUUCAGCUAGGGAUUGGCUACACAGUUGGCAACUUGAGUUCCAAGCCUGAGCGGGACGUCCUCAUGCAGGAUUUCUAUGUGGUGGAGAGCAUUUUCUUCCCCAGUGAAGGGAGCAACUUGACACCAGCCCAUCAUUUCCCAGACUUCCGUUUCAAAACCUACGCUCCUGUCGCCUUCCGUUACUUCAGAGAGCUCUUCGGGAUACGGCCGGAUGACUAUUUGUAUUCGCUCUGUAAUGAACCACUGAUCGAGUUGUCCAAUCCGGGAGCCAGUGGUUCAGUCUUCUAUGUCACCAAGGACGAUGAGUUCAUCAUCAAGACAGUCAUGCACAAGGAGGCAGAGUUUUUGCAGAAGCUUCUUCCUGGAUAUUACAUGAACUUGAAUCAGAAUCCUCGCACCUUAUUGCCCAAGUUCUUCGGGCUGUACUGCAUACAAUCGGGUGGGAAGAACAUUCGAAUGGUGGUCAUGAACAAUGUUUUGCCCAGGGUGGUGCGCAUGCACCUCAAAUACGACCUGAAGGGAUCCACCUACAAGCGACGGGCCUCUAAAAAAGAGCGGGAAAAGGCGAAGCCCACUUUCAAAGAUCUUGAUUUCAUGCAGGACAUACCAGACGGUCUCAUGCUGGAUACAGACACGUACAGUGCCCUGGUCAAGACGUUACAGAGAGACUGUUUGGUCUUGGAAAGUUUUAAGAUUAUGGAUUAUAGUUUGCUGCUGGGAGUACACAACAUCGAUCAGGCGGAGAAAGAGCAGCAGAUGGAGGGAUCUCAGGGCAGCAUUGAUGAAAAGAGGCCGCUGGCACAGAAAGCACUCUACUCCACUGCCAUGGAGUCCAUACAGGGAGCGUCGGCCUAUGGAGAAGAGAUUGACACUGAGGACACGAUGGGUGGGAUUCCUGCAGUCAAUGGAAAAGGAGAGCGUCUGUUACUCUACAUUGGAAUAAUCGACAUCUUGCAGUCUUACAGGCUAAUAAAGAAAUUGGAGCAUACGUGGAAGGCUCUAGUCCAUGAUGGGGACACAGUGUCUGUUCACAGACCGUCUUUCUAUGCAGACAGGUUCUUCAGGUUCAUGAGCACUACUGUAUUCAGAAAGACUUCCUCACUGAAAUCCUCUCCGUCAAAGAGGGGUCGUGGGGGUCUGGCAGCAUCCAAAUACAGCGGUCCCGGAGCAGCCUGGUCAUCCAGCCAGCUGCCAUUUGUAAGAGACGAAAACAUCUACGACCUGAGAGGAACCCGUAGCUUCCCCACACUGGAAGAUGAUGUUUCAGGUCGGACGGAUUUGCUUCCCUGCACCCCUCCUUCAUUCGAGGAGGCCACUACAGCCUCCAUCGCCACCACACUUUCCUCCACCACCUCCCUGUCCAUCCCAGAACGCUCCCCAUCGGACACCUCCGAACACCCGCGCUACAGGAGACACACCCAGUCCAGCCAUGAAGAAACAAUGCAGGAUGAGGACCAGCAGACCAUCACAGUGGAGGUGGAAGUGGAGGGAAGGUACAACAGCGAACCCACCCUCGCGGCUCCCCAGGUAUCGCCGGAGAUCAGUGAAGCUGCAGAGACUUUUCUAGAAGCCUCAUCCUCCUCCGUCCCGGCGAGCCCCAGGAUAGUGGUAGAGUCUGACGGCGGCAGUCAGGCCUCGGGAUGUACAAGCCGUGCCUCUGUGGACGAGGAUGAUGAUGUGCCAAUUACAGACAUUUAUUUUCCUCCAGAAGACAAAAGUUGGGUAUAUUCUCCUCUGCACUUCAGCUCAGGGCCUAAAACCCUGGCAGAGGAUGAAGAGGAGAGUGAAACAUAAUCAAACCUCAGGAAAGAGGGGCAGCUACAAGGUUUGAACUCUUCAGACGUUCUCAUCAUAAGGUCCUGAAGCUUUACUGGUUGGAUAAUUUCGCAACUUAAGCAUAAUUUUCAUUGUCCUUUCACCCAUUCCAUAAACACCAGAUUUAUUUAUGAGUAAUAAUGAAGAUAUUUAAUAGUUCUUUUAUUUAGUUUUUCAUUCAUUGUCUAAUUUACAUAAUGUGAAAAUGCAUUUGACUUGAGAUCUUGGAUUCAAGAGUGGGCUGUGGGUUAUUUUUUUUAUUUUAUUUUUAUUCUAUUUAGGGGACUUGUAGGUGACUUGUAGGUUAAGUUGUUAAUACGCCUUGGUUAACAGGUAGCAUUGUUCUGUGACUGCUUAUUGGUUCAUCAGAAAAAUAUUAAGCCAGCAAUAGUGUUCAAUGUUUCAGAAAGUCCCGUAAUUAAUUAUUUCAUUUUAUUUAUUUAAAGAUUAGGACUGAUAAUGGAUGCUACACAGUUUUUAGAGAACAAUGUUUUAGACUUCCCCUGAUGUUUUUAUUCUUGUUUUGGCUCAGUUUUAUUUAUCGAUUAAGUUAUAGUUUAAAUUUGUUCCACGGAUUUUCCCACCAAAAUCAGUACGAAGUCAUCAGGGCCUGGUUAUUUAAAGACAUGUUAAACUGAAAGAUGGGACCAAACGUAAUGUGUGGGAAGCCAAGUCUUUAAAACAACUUAAACAUUUCAUUAUCAGAAAUAUUUGUUAAAAACGUUUAAUUGUAAAUCCAAAUGUAUAGAAUAUGUGUGUGUGUCUAUGCAUCGAGUGUGUUUGUGGUUUUGAAUAAGCGAGUCUCAUUUUACGAUGGAGGUGUGCGACACUGAUUCUUAUCAUGUGCAGUGGCCAGUUGCUAUUGAUAUUGCUGUUGUGUCUAAAAUAAAGGGACUACUGCAGCAAUACAUUUGUUAAGUGUAGCACAUGCAUUUUGGUUGCCUUAAUUCUUUUUUGCCAACCUAAUUUCUAUUGUAGUUAUCAAAUAUUCAGAGAUUCAGUCUUUCUUUCUGGUUCACCAGUGAUAAUGAGAAUUUGUAUAUAGAUCUUGAAAUAUAAAAUAUAUUUUAAAUGUUAUUUGAUAUUUUCUUUUGUAUUUUAUUGUGCACAAAUGGCUUGCAAAAGGUGUCCUAAGUCUUCAUUCUUCCAACAUCGAGGACAUUUCCUUGUGUUUGAGUCUAGGAUGUUUCUUUGUUUACAGUUUGGAUUGUAAAGUCUAUCGUCAAAGACAUACAAUUGUAACGAUCGCUUACUCUUCCAACAGUUGAGCUGUUUUUGUAUGUGUGUGUGCCCACCUAAAUAGCAAAAGAGCAUGAUGAAAUGUGAGUAUUUACAUUGAUAUACAGCAUUUAUCUCUAUGAAAAGACCACAUCCAAUGGACUGAUGGGUGUACAUUUGUUCAGACACUUAAAAUAAAUACAAGUCAUUCACAA
This is a messenger RNA of Carassius auratus (goldfish), 3724 nucleotides long. RefSeq names its product phosphatidylinositol 4-phosphate 5-kinase type-1 gamma-like. The record is from RefSeq and is a predicted model, not a curated record. The transcript is spliced from 18 exons. Lineage: Eukaryota; Metazoa; Chordata; Actinopteri; Cypriniformes; Cyprinidae. Gene Ontology annotation, cellular component: plasma membrane. The coding region runs from base 219 to 2270 and encodes 683 amino acids. Gene Ontology annotation, biological process: phosphatidylinositol phosphate biosynthetic process. Gene Ontology annotation, molecular function: 1-phosphatidylinositol-4-phosphate 5-kinase activity.